Pteronotus mesoamericanus is the source of this 4621-nucleotide messenger RNA. RefSeq names its product fibroblast growth factor receptor 2 (gene FGFR2). Gene Ontology annotation, cellular component: plasma membrane; signaling receptor complex. Bases 588 to 3104 code for a protein of 838 amino acids. Lineage: Eukaryota; Metazoa; Chordata; Mammalia; Chiroptera; Mormoopidae. The record is from RefSeq and is a predicted model, not a curated record. Gene Ontology annotation, molecular function: ATP binding; fibroblast growth factor receptor activity; fibroblast growth factor binding. The transcript has 18 exons. Gene Ontology annotation, biological process: protein phosphorylation; multicellular organism development; positive regulation of cell population proliferation.
GGCGGAGAGCCGAGCGAGCGGGCGGACGGUGGGUGCGGAGCGGGCGAGCGAGCGAGCGCGGCAGCCACAAAGCUGGGGCGCCGCGAGGUCUGCGCGCGGCGUAGCUUGCCCGGCGCGGAGACUUCUCUCCAGGCUGGCGGGGCCCGGGCGUCCCGAGGCCGCAGCUUUUCUGCGCGCUCAAAGCGUUUGCAAGUUGCGAGCAAAGUUUGGUGGAGGAAAAGCCAAGCCUGAGUCCUUUCUUCCUCUCUCUCCCCAAAUCCGUGGGCAGCCCGCGGGCGUCAUGCCCGCGCUCCUCCGCAGCCUGGGGCGCUCGUGAAGCCUCGGAGACUUGGCGCCGGCGAGGACCCCAGAACCACUUUUUCCUUUUUGGAGUUUUCCCGGAGCUCGUCGCUGGCUCCAUCUCGAUCCACACCGGGCGCAGGGGCAGAACCGAUCGCCGAGGAGCGUUGCCAUUCAAGAGGCUGCAGCAGAAGCCGCAGCAAGACCAUCAGCGGCAGCGGCAGCGGCAGCGGCAGCACCGUGGUCCCUGAGCCCACCGCAGGCUGAAGGCGUUGCUGGCAGUCCAUGCUCGUAGGGGAAGUGUGCAGAUGGGAUUACCAUCCACAUGGAGAUACGGAAGAGGACGGGGCACUGGCACCGUAACCAUGGUCAGCUGGGGCCGCUUCGUCUGCCUGGUUGUGGUCACCAUGGCAACGUUGUCCCUGGCCCGGCCUUCCAGUUUAGUUAAGGAUACCACAUUAGAGCCGGAAGAGCCACCAACCAAAUACCAAAUCUCCCAACCAGAAGUUUUCGUGGCUGCGCCCGGGGAGUCGCUAGAGUUGCGCUGCCAGUUGAGAGACGCUGCCAUGAUCAGUUGGACUAAGGAUGGGGUACACUUGGGGCCCAACAAUAGGACAGUGCUUAUUGGGGAGUACUUGCAGAUAAAAGGUGCCUCGCCUAGAGACUCCGGCCUCUAUGCUUGUACUGCUGCUAGGACUGUAGACAGUGAGACUGUCUACUUCAUGGUGAAUGUCACAGAUGCCAUCUCCUCCGGAGACGACGAGGACGACACAGAUGGCUUCGAGGAUUUUGUCAGUGAGAACAGUAACAACAAGAGAGCACCGUAUUGGACCAACACGGAUAAGAUGGAAAAGCGACUUCACGCCGUGCCUGCGGCCAACACGGUCAAGUUUCGCUGUCCAGCUGGGGGAAAUCCAACACCAACUAUGAGGUGGCUGAAAAACGGAAAGGAAUUUAAACAGGAGCAUCGCAUUGGAGGUUAUAAGGUACGAAACCAGCAUUGGAGCCUUAUUAUGGAAAGUGUGGUCCCUUCCGACAAAGGAAAUUACACCUGUGUGGUGGAGAAUGAAUAUGGGUCCAUCAAUCACACCUACCACCUCGACGUUGUUGAACGAUCGCCACACCGGCCCAUCCUCCAAGCCGGACUGCCCGCCAAUGCCUCCACCGUGGUCGGAGGCGAUGUGGAGUUUGUCUGCAAAGUUUACAGCGAUGCCCAGCCCCACAUUCAGUGGAUCAAACAUGUGGAAAAGAAUGGCAGUAAAUAUGGGCCUGAUGGGCUGCCCUAUCUGAAGGUCCUGAAGCACUCGGGGAUAAAUAGUUCCAAUGCAGAAGUGCUGGCUCUGUUCAAUGUGACUGAGGCCGACGCUGGGGAGUAUAUAUGUAAGGUCUCCAAUUAUAUAGGGCAGGCCAACCAGUCUGCCUGGCUCACUGUCCUGCCCAAACAGCAAGCGCCCGUCAGAGAAAAGGAGAUCCCGGCCUCCCCGGACUACCUGGAGAUAGCCAUUUACUGCAUAGGGGUCUUCUUAAUCGCCUGCAUGGUGGUGAUAGUCAUCGUGUGCCGCAUGAAGACCACCACCAAGAAGCCAGACUUCAGCAGCCAGCCGGCUGUGCACAAGCUCACCAAGCGCAUCCCCCUGCGGAGACAGGUUUCUGCUGAGUCCAGCUCCUCCAUGAACUCCAACACCCCCCUGGUGAGGAUAACAACACGCCUCUCCUCCACAGCAGACACCCCCAUGCUGGCUGGGGUCUCUGAGUACGAACUACCGGAAGACCCAAAAUGGGAGUUUCCAAGAGAUAAGCUGACGCUGGGCAAACCCCUGGGGGAAGGUUGCUUUGGGCAAGUGGUCAUGGCCGAAGCGGUGGGAAUCGACAAAGAGAAGCCCAAGGAGGCCGUCACUGUGGCCGUGAAGAUGUUGAAAGACGAUGCCACCGAGAAGGACCUUUCUGAUCUGGUGUCAGAGAUGGAGAUGAUGAAGAUGAUUGGAAAACACAAAAAUAUCAUCAACCUGCUUGGAGCCUGCACGCAGGAUGGGCCGCUCUACGUCAUAGUUGAAUACGCCUCGAAGGGCAACCUCCGCGAGUACCUCCGAGCCCGGAGGCCUCCUGGGAUGGAGUACUCCUAUGACAUCAACCGUGUGCCCGAGGAGCAGAUGACCUUCAAGGACCUGGUGUCAUGCACCUACCAGCUGGCCAGAGGCAUGGAGUACCUGGCUUCCCAGAAAUGUAUUCAUCGAGAUUUAGCGGCCAGAAAUGUUUUGGUAACAGAAAACAAUGUGAUGAAGAUAGCCGACUUUGGACUGGCCAGAGACAUCAACAAUAUAGACUAUUACAAAAAGACCACAAAUGGGCGACUCCCGGUCAAGUGGAUGGCUCCAGAAGCCCUCUUUGACAGAGUGUACACCCACCAGAGCGAUGUCUGGUCCUUCGGGGUGUUAAUGUGGGAGAUCUUCACUCUCGGGGGCUCGCCCUACCCAGGGAUUCCCGUGGAGGAACUUUUUAAGCUGCUUAAGGAAGGACACAGGAUGGAUAAGCCGGCAAACUGCACCAACGAACUGUACAUGAUGAUGAGGGACUGCUGGCAUGCAGUGCCCUCCCAGAGACCGACGUUCAAGCAGUUGGUCGAAGACUUGGAUCGGAUCCUCACUCUCACAACCAAUGAGGAAUACUUGGACCUCAGUCAGCCUCUCGAACAGUACUCACCUAGUUACCCUGACACAAGGAGCUCUUGUUCUUCAGGAGAUGAUUCUGUUUUCUCUCCGGACCCCAUGCCUUACGAACCAUGCCUUCCUCAGUUUCCACAUAUCAAUGGCACUGUUAAAACAUGAAUGCGCUUGUUCCCCCGCCGUCCCCAGACGGGGUGGCACCAGGAACCUAGCUACACUGAGCAGGGAGGCGGUUUGUCCAGGAGCUCGUUGUCUCCGCUUGUAUAUAUGGAUCAGAGGAGUAAAUAAUUGGAAAAGUAAUCGGCACACAUGUAAAGAAUUUAUACGGUUGGAAAUUUGUCAUCUUCACUAGGAGAAGAGGAAUGUUUCUGGGGCGAUGGACUGCCAUGGGCCACCACGCGCCCAUGACCCGCUGUGGGUACUGGCUGUGGACCAGCCGGACUCGAGGCAAACCUGCGUUUUGCCUUCCUUGUGAAUUUUGUAAUAAUUGGAGAAAAUAUAUGUCAGCACACACUUACAGAGCACAAUUGCAGUAUAUAGGUGCUGGAUGUAUGUAAAUAUAUUCAAAUUAUGUAUAAAUAUAUAUUAUAUAUUUACAAGGAAUUAUUUUUUGUAUUGAUUUUAAAUGGAUGUCCCAAUGCACCUAGAAAAUUGGUCUCUCUCUUUUUUUAAAAAAUAGCUUAUUUGCUAAAUGCUGUUCUUACACAGAGUUUCUUAAUUUUCACCAGGCAGAGGUGGAAGUACUUUUGCUUUCAGGGAAAAUGGUAUAACAUUAAUUUAUUAAUGGAUUGGUAAUAUACAAAACAAUUAAUCAUUUAUAGUUUUGUUUUGUUUUGUUUUUUUUUUUGUAAUUUAAAUGCAUUUCUAUGCAGGCAGUGCAUCGGACUAGUUAAUCUGUUGCUCGGACUUAACUAGUUAUCAGCUACUUUGAAAAGAGAAAUAUUUACAGAAUAUGACUAAUUUGGGGAAAGCGACGUUUUGAAUUGUGUGUAAACCCUGCUGCCAGAUGAUUGUUCUGAAACCACCUCCAUGCCCAUAUUACAAGAACUGGCUCCUAAGGUGUUUUGUUUUGAUGUGCAGCUCUGUCCUUGGGCCCAUGUGACCUUUCAGUGGACUUCCCAAGACAAAUGGGACCAGCGCUCUCUUAAAAAGAUGCCUUAAUCCAUCCCUCAGGGAUGGACCUUCGCUGAGACUGUGGCGGAAUGUACUUCUGCCGGCAGCUGGCCUCCUGCCCCAGGGUUGCACAGUAAUCAGAUUAGCCUGCGUUCUCUUCAGUGAAUUUUGGUAAUGGCUUCCAGAUUUAUUGGCAUUAGAGGAGCCUUUUAGCAUCUUCACGACUCAUCAUAGAAAAUUGAAACACUGAGUUCUUCUGCUGAUAGUUUGGGGGAUAUGUCCGUCUUUUUAAGGGAUUGUUUCCGUCUGCUGCUGGCGGGACCUCACCAACGGAUCCGGCCGGACACCAGUGUCAGACGAAGUAUUGCCACGUUCGUUCUGUCUGAAAGGACUGUGUUUUGCUUCCGAAAUACCUACUCACUUUGCCGUACCCGUGCACCACGAAUGCAGAAUACACUGAUUUUACGUGUCAAUGAAAUUGGAGAAAGUAUUUAAUAAAACCUGUUAAUUUUUAUACUGACAAUAAAAUGUUUCUACAGAUAUUAAUGUUAACAACACAAAAUAAA